UUUGAAAACAUUUCUCUUACGUAUUUUAAAAAAUAAUCUCAAAAAUAUGUGUUGAAUCAACGAUGAGCGAAACAAAGGAUGUUGUUAGCCAGGCCGAGGGGCAGCAAGUGCCACCAGAGAUAACAUAUACGAUUUUCAGCGACGAAUCCGAACUGAAGGCCAUACAGCAUCUGAUUGACAAGGAGCUCUCCGAGCCGUAUUCGAUCUAUACGUAUCGCUACUUCGUCUACAAUUGGCCGGAGCUGUGCAUCUUUGCCCGUCACGGUGAACGCUACGUGGGCGUCAUUGUUUGCAAGCUGGAAUCCCUGGGCUGUGCUCUGCAGGGCUAUAUUGCCAUGCUUUCGGUGGAUCCCGCAUAUCGUCUGCAAAAGAUUGGCACAUCUCUCGUCGAGCAGGCCGUCGAGGCGAUGCUGCUGGCCAAUGCCGAUGAGAUCGUGCUCGAAACGGAGCUGACCAACAAGGCGGCGCUGCGUCUCUACGAGAGCCUGGGCUUCAUACGCGAGAAGCGUCUGCUGCGCUACUAUAUGAACGGGGUGGAUGCACUGCGUCUCAAACUGUUCCUGCCCUGGCGUCAGACCUGACCAGCUGCCUGCCAAAUUAUUGUGUGUUCUUUCAUUCCCAUUUCUUAUUUACAAUUUCAUUUUUGUUGCAUUAUAU
This is a messenger RNA of Drosophila novamexicana, 657 nucleotides long. It is a transcript of the gene Naa30B, whose product is annotated as N-alpha-acetyltransferase 30A. NCBI's taxonomy places the organism in Eukaryota, Metazoa, Arthropoda, Insecta, Diptera, Drosophilidae. The transcript has a single exon. Gene Ontology annotation, cellular component: NatC complex. Gene Ontology annotation, biological process: N-terminal peptidyl-methionine acetylation. The record is from RefSeq and is a predicted model, not a curated record. Gene Ontology annotation, molecular function: protein-N-terminal amino-acid acetyltransferase activity. The coding region runs from base 63 to 581 and encodes 172 amino acids.